Messenger RNA from Ochotona princeps (American pika), 1151 nucleotides. It is a transcript of the gene C9H8orf89, whose product is annotated as chromosome 9 C8orf89 homolog. The record is from RefSeq and is a predicted model, not a curated record. The coding region runs from base 482 to 1018 and encodes 178 amino acids. The transcript is spliced from 6 exons. Lineage: Eukaryota; Metazoa; Chordata; Mammalia; Lagomorpha; Ochotonidae.
GAAUGUGACUGAGCUAGGAACCAAGAAGCAGAAGUCACCAGGUGCCCAGAAUGAAGGGAUGUUCACAUGGAAAGCCACCAUUGAGCCAUCUGCUGAAAGCUGGGAGUCACAAAGGACUACUGUUCCAGUUACCAUGACUGCAUAAUAAGUUUCUCCAAAACUCAGUGGUAUAAAACAACCAUUCGUUGUGCUCUUGGACUCUGUGGGUCAGGAAUCUGGACAGGGCACAGCAGUGAUAACUUGGCUCUGUUUCAUUAUGUGUGGGGCCACAACUGGAAGAUAUGAAGACUCAGCAUUGGAAUCACCUGAAGGCUUAUUCACUCACAUAUCUGAUGAUUGAUGCUGGCUGUCGACAGAGACCUUAGCUGUGGAUGUCACCAGCUGGAACCAUUCAUUAUAUUUGGCUUCUUGUGUCACCUGGCUUCCCCCCAAAAUGGUAGCUGAGUUUCAAAGCUUAAUGUGGCCAUGUGGCUAAAUUCUAAUGAAUAGAAGCGGCAUCUCACUUUCAUCAACACCAUUGAAAGAAGUCAAGAAGAUGUCAGUGCUAUCACCUGAAAUCAAAUUCAACACUUCUAGAGUCAUCAGAAGUUCCCUAGAUACUUCUUUCACUUUUGAAAGUAAUUGGAGGAAAGCAGUUUCUGAAACACGAAGGAUACGGAAAGAAUACACCACAGCAUUUGGUCUACAAGAGCUCAAAGAGUGUGUCAAAAUGCCAUAUUUACCAAGAUUGCCAAGUUGUCAAAAACAUGCAAGUUCCACUCCACUAGAGGUUCAUCAAAGGCUGCUACGAGAGGACAGAGGAAUAGCUCCACUCAGGAUGAAGAAGCCUAAGGAGACAUGCACCAUGCUACCACUUCAGGAGAGGUCAAAAGAUUCUGACUUCAGUGAUCCCCUCCCUGGUGCACCAGCUCAAUACCUAGAGAGACUUUCAAAAAUUGCAAUCCUGGAGUAUGAUACUAUUCGUCAGGAAACCAGAAAAUACCGAAAAAGCAAGCGACGAGAGCGACAAGACUGCUGACACCUGCAGUAGGGCACUUUCUUCGCUGACUCUUCAAAUUCACAGUUCCUUUCUUUGUCUUUUUUGGUUAUGUGGCACAGUACUUUAUAUAAAAAUGAAAAUGUAAAUAGGAAAUAAAUAUUUCAUGUUCUCU